UCAGGCUACGUCACCGUCUGCACCGGAGAGAGCAGUUUCGCCCGGUUGUCAUUCCUGGAGGAAGAAGAGGGUGUGAUCCUCACUUACCUGUCCGCUGUCUUACCUGGAGUGUUUGCUGUAACUCCGUGUCGGUCGUCGAGUCCCCCCCCCGCCGCCGUAGGACGCUGAACACUGGCUACACUCAAAAGUAAGACGGAGAAGGCGUUAAAGGAUGCUAAGAAGAUCCUGACUCGUGGCCCCAACAUGAGUGUGACAUCAUGGUUUCUGGUCAGCAGCUCUGGCACACGCCACAGGUUGCCACGGGAGAUGAUCUUCGUCGGCCGGGAUGACUGCGAGCUAAUGCUGCAGUCUCGCAGUGUGGACAAACAGCAUGCUGUGAUCAACUACGACACAAACACAGAUGAGCACAUGGUGAAGGACCUGGGGAGUUUGAAUGGGACAUUUGUGAAUGAUCUGAGGAUCCCGGAUCAGACGUACAUCACCCUCAAGCUGUCGGAUGUCAUUCGCUUCGGUUAUGAUGCUCAUGUGUACAUCCUGGAGAGGAGUCAGCACAAGGUCCCAGAGGAAGCUCUUAAACAUGAGAAAUACACCAGCCAGUUGCAGCUCGGUAUAAAAGCCCUGGAGGCCAAGGCGAAGGAAAAACAGCAGUUCCAGAGCUCAGAGAAGAGCAAGGACUCUCUUUCCAAUGUCAAACAUCAGGACAGGGCUGAGCGUAGAGCCCACUCACUGACAGCUGCCACAGAUCCUCCGAUUUCCAAGCCUACUCCUCUGUAUGGCCAACCGUCCUGGUGGGGGGAGGAUGAGGACCCUGCCAACAAAAAACAGAGCAGAGGUGGAAAACUGCCAGAGCAGGAAUCUCCAGAGCCUGCUAAAGAUGUGCCCAGAUACGAGGUCAACGGUUCUCUGUCAGACAGUCAGGCCAAAUCCAUCUUCUCCUAUCGCCGGGAGCCCAGCUACUUCGAGAUCCCAACAAAGGAGUUCCAACAGCGACCUACCAAGAAACUCGAGUCGCAGGUCCAUGAGGUUCCAACAAAGGACACCCCAGAUCCCUCUCAAUGCAUCCCUUCCACUCCCACACCCCCCAUAGUCCAAAGCCAUGCCUCCUUCACCAUUGAAUUUGAUGAUUGCACGCCAGGUAAAAUGAAGAUAAAGGACCAUGUGACCAAGUUUUCUUUCCGCCAGCAGCGCAAGCAUUCUCCAGUAGAAGUUGCUACCACACCUACUGAAGUGUUGUCAGCAGAAAGCAAAGUUGCUGAUUGGCUGGUCCAAAGCAACGCUAGCAUGAUGAGGAGGAAAUCACAAGGUGAAGACUUGUACAGCACAAACAGUGACCCGUCACUUCCGAUGAACACCAAGUCAAACCACCAUGAAGAUGGCUCUCACAGUGAUUCAGGACACCUGUCAAGCAGUGGAAAAGAUCUUCUCCAAUCAGAACCCCAGAUUGCAUCCCAGGGUUCUCCAAAAACCCUGAGAAAUUCCGAACCACAACGCUUUACCUCCCCUGACUCUGAGGAACCUUUGUCCUACUCGCCACCAGAGUCUCAGUCCCUUUCCAGUCUUGACAAGGCUGAGCCCCACCAGGCCUUUGUCAUUGAAUUCUUUGAUGAUAACCCAAGAAAGAAGCGCUCCCAGUCCUUCACCAAUAACACUAGCCCACCAGAGCCCUCCAGCCACAGGCUCCAGCAAGAGAAGGCAAAGAAGAGCACAAGCCCAACUGGGGAGAGAAAAGUUCCACCUCCACCCACCACAACUCCCCCAACCCAACGAUACACAAUCCCUCUCAAGGACCCAGCUCCCACAGUACCCCAGAGAGCUGGCUCUCUACGAAGGGAAAAGACAGAUGAUCGAAUCAGCACAGGCUUUUCUUCCCGCUCCUCCUCCUCUGUGUCUACAAGACCCUUCAGCAGCGUGGGCCGGAGAUCUAAACUCGCCCAGGAAUUUACUGCAGAAUUUCUCAAACAAGCAAAGCAGAACUUAUCUGCUAGCUGGGAUAAAAAUAGUUCUAGUGCCUCAAGAGCAGCUAAAAAAGAGACAGUGACAGUAUCACAGUCUGACCAGAGUACUACUAGCCCCCCUCGAUCUGAUGGAAAUUACCAACCUAAAACUUCCUCCCCUAUCCACCAGCCUGUUCCCCUCAAAGCCACGGUCAUGCCUCUAGCAUCUCAAACUGUGGAGGUCAAGAGUCCUCAUCGUGGAUCAAGAAAUGAGGAGGAGGACAGUCUGAGUGACGCCGGAACCUACACUAUAGAAGCAGAUGUUCCAGAUAAAGAACUGGAGGAGGCAAGAAGCAAGAUUGACCAGGUGUUUGGUGUUGUUGAGAGUCCUGAGCGAACGAACCUGAGUGAAGCAGAAACAUCAUCAGCAUUUAGGCCUGUUAUUGUUCAGGGCAGGGAGGAGCAUAGGCAGAGUAGCUGUGGGGAGGUGAGACCAGCUCCAGAGCAGGGACAGGGUCUGGUAAAGGUUCAGCCGGCAGGUGCUGUGUUGCAGGGGACUCCUAAGUGGAUGUCUUGCUGGGCCAGCUUGGCGGACAGCUACACAGAAUCUGGCCCUUCGUCUGGCCUCUUUGACAUCCCUUCCCAGAUGGAACUGUCAGGAGGGGCACGAGCUACAAUCAUCCACAAGGCCACACUCAGCCGAAACCACGACAUCACAGAUGCCGACGGUUCCAAAGCUCGACGCGUCCUGCCACAGGUACCGCUGGGGGAGAAGAGUGACGUUCCAACUCCCAGCAUUCAUGUUCACUAUGACCCGCAUUCAACGUUCGAUGUAGGAGACAAGAGCUUGGUGGCGCCCGGCUCCCAAGACAGCAUUCACAGGUUAACAGUGCAGGAUGACGUAGAGCCUGACAGUCUGAGUGAUGCCAGCAAAUCAGAUGACGGAUCCAUCAUAGAGCAGAGGAGGAGGCCACUGUCAGACGGAGAAGAAAAGCAAACUGAGGAGAAGCCCAAAGUCCCAGCAAAGUCUACAUCUUUCUACAUCGGGUCGGAAGACGAGGUGUCCAGACCAGAGCGGGGAGGCUCAAAAACCAGCACUCCGAAGGUUGAGAGGAAACAUGUGACCAAAACUUUCUCAACAGCCACUCUGAUUAAACAGAAAGGCAGUCAGGACUUUGGAAAAGUAAAACCUACUGUAUCAACUCCUGCCCUGGGCCAGGGGACACGGAGUCCAGAGUUAAAGGAGGGCUCAGUUUCCCCAUUAAUCAGACAGGAGAGCUUCACCAAGGAGCGGCCCAGCAAUCCACGACUGCCCAACAUCUCGAGCCAGCCUGCACAAAGAGACCUAGUCCCUGAAUUAUUUCAGGGAGCCACCAGUCAGGACACUCAUUCUUACCUCAAAGAGACAGAGAAUGUCCUGGCUGUUCUAGAAGCAAAACUCCAAGCAGGACAAUCAGGGCCCUCUCCGUCUCCUGUUAUGGACUCUCUUUCUGGGGAGUCUGAUGUGGAUACCUCUAGCACAGUCAGCCAGCAAAGCAAUAAAACCAAGCCAAACACAAUGACGAAAAAAACAUCCGUUAGUGGCUUCCAUAGAGAGAGGUCUUCAGCUAGCACAGCUAGUCAGGACUCAAAUCAUCAGUCCACAUCAUCAGAAAAGCACCGUCCUCUGGGAGCAGACAGUAGAAACAAGACUGAGUCUGUCAGGAGGCCGGUUGGACUGAGACGUAGCGUGGGGAAAUGUGGCUCCACAGACCUUAGCGAUGACCCUCAGAGUUUACCUUACUCUGAUCAGGAGUCUAACAACCACCAAACACGCAAGAAGUACACCGUGCCCCUUCAGAGGGAGGACGGCAAGAGCACUAGAGCAUCCCAGGCCCUGAGUCGUGCCAACAGCUUGUCAGCUCCAAGACCUACCAGGGCCUCCAUGCUCCGUCGGGCUCGCCUGGGAGAGGCCUCUGACAACGAGGGCACAGAGACGGACAGACUGUCCCAGGAGACAGGCAACGCCCCACCUAAGCAGCCUCAGGAAGCCAAGAAACUUUCCAGGCUGGAUAUGCUGGCCAUGCCUCGCAAGCGGACAAGCUCAUUCAACACACCCAGUGACACCGAGGCCUCAUCCACCCCGCAGUGGACGGGCAGGAGCACAGGAUUUUCUAACCGCAGCACAGAGUUAGGCGGCAGCUCUUCUCGAAGGGCCUCUGCUUCAGCGCCAAAGCCUGUAGAAAGGCCACAGAAAGCGCCGCUCGGCAAAACCCCAAUCACUCGUGGACGCUCCAGCAGUACCAAAUACGCCAGCAGCACAGCAAGCUCUAGGAGACGACAGAAAGGCUCUGACUAUACCUCUACCUCAGAUGAGGAGUACGACUCAAACCAGAGCACUCCUAAACACAAACGCUCCCAAACUUCCCCAGCUUCUUUUAGCCCCCGUCAUCAGCCUCGAUCACAGCCGGUGGUUGCCAUGCGUCUGACAUCUCGAAACAGAGAUUCUGAAGAGGAGAACCACGAGGGAGAGGCCUUCCAAAAUUGGUCCUCUCACAGUGCUGAGAUUGCACGGUUGAGUCAAGAUCUAGCCAAAGACUUGGCAAUCUUGGCCAGAGAGAUUCAUGAUGUAGCAGGCGAUGGUGAUCCACAAAACCUUGGAAGGGAGGGCAGUGCACCUGUCUCCACGGUGACCGCUCGUGAACAGCUGGUUCAGCAUAUUCCAGAGGCUGGAUUACACUACCAGAGAGUCCCACCAAGUUCUACUCCUACGAGGGCACCCGACCAGAGCCCAAGUGACCUUGAACAUAACUCUAAGCAACAAGCUCGAAGCAGAGAUGAGGUUGUCGUGGAUAAUUUGAUGCUGAAUCCAGUGUCUCAGGUUAUCGUUGCCAUCAGAGAAAACACGGAGCAACUUGCUGACAAAAUUAAGGUACUGUUCCAGGACAGGGUGGAUAUCUGGGAGGAAAUAGAGGCAAGGGUUAAUUCUGAUAAUGAUGCCCCUGUUGUCAAGACUUCCAACAAGGAAAUCACAGCUAUCUUGAGAGAACUGAGGAGAGUUCAGAGACAACUCGAGGUCAUUAACACAGUCAUGGAACCCAGUGGGCAGCCCGAAGCUACCAAACCCUCAGCCACUGCCGUCUCCUCCUCCUCUUCGUCUGGAGUUCGGUCCUCUAGACCUGCUUCCUCACGAGACUGGAGAACAGUUCACUCUGUUACCAAGCGUGGCGGUGGCCCGAGGCCCAGCGAGAGCGUCAGGAGAGCAGCUGUGACCCCAGACGAUCUCAGAGAGGGAUAUUUAGUCUGAGAUCUCACACCAACACACCAGCGCUGAACUUCUGCUAUAACUCCACAAACCCAGGUGCUGGAUGAUUGUGAAAUGAAACAAACGGGGGGAGAAGUGAGACUGCGCAUCCAAAUAUACACACUACUGCACUGUGAGCACUACACACCUACAUGGUUGUCUAAAUAAGCAGUCAAGCUUGCACUAAUCGCCCUUAAAACACGCUGGAGUGGGAGGCCUGCAUGUGAGGUGAUGAUUUAAGGAAGUACUGUAAUAUUUCAGUGAAUCUCGCCUUCACUUCUAAAGGGCUACAAAACUAUACUUGAUUCUAUGUUCUCAUUAUUUGCCAAUGAUAUGACCAGCACAGCUAAUUUUAAAAAGCUCAUUGUAAUUAUUUGGUUUAGCCUGAGCAUAAUCAUCUCAGGGAAAUCUUUAAAUACAUGAAAUAUUUGUGACAAAUCACAUUUUGGAGGUUCAUUGAUAUUUGUUUUGAGAGUAGAGCGACCUGCAGUUAUAGCUUCCAGAUGUUGGUUUACUGUGAACUUGUAUCCUCAGUAACCCCAUUGCAUUUCCUUAUAUAUAGAUUUUUUUCCCAUGUUGUUGUCUUUGUUUGCCACUUUCCUCUUUGUGGACCAGAUUUAUAGAAGACUGUAAAAAGUAUUUAUUAGGGCUCUUUUGUGAGACGCUGUGGUAUUUUGUAACUGACACAAGAUGACUUUGGGAGAGAGUUAGUGGCCUCUGAUUCCAGACCAGUUAUUGUUUUAUUGCACAGUUGCUACAAGCCGAGUUUGUGUGUCCUUGCUCUGGUAACAUUUCUUCCCUCAGUAGAUGGACAUUACCUGUUUUGUCCCUUUAUCCUUCAGGAAUGUGCGAUGUGAAUAGAAGGAGGGGCUCGCUCCACAGUUUAGCCACCUCACAGUCACAUACUCAAGUGGCACGACUUUCCAGUCAUUCCUGGCCCCUUUCUCUCUCUUUUGAAACGUGUGUUUUUUACUGCAUCGUGCACAGUUGGAAGCUUAAAACCUCUGCUUUGGUUGGUUCGUUGUUUUCCAUGCCUGAAUAGCACAAUUAGCUGCGAGGGUUUGGCCAAAGACAAUCAUGAAACAGGAAUAAGCCUCCUUUAUCUGUGUUUGUACUGAGCUCAUCACACCACACCUUACUUCCAUAUGGUUGUUAAUUAUUCUACACACUAAGAGCUUUCAGAGCACUGCGGUAAGAGUUUGACAUUUCCUCGGUCUGUUGAGUCAUAAUUUCGCUUCUGUGGAUUCCUCACAUGACAGGAGAAGUAAUGUAAUUUUAGCUCUUAUGUUGACAUUAGAUUGUUUGAAGCUGUAAAUCUUUCUGAUUUUUAGUUGGUGACAUUCUGUAGAUGAGUGUAAAUGUCUAAAGAUAUCUAUAUGUUCAUAAAUUACCUCUUCAAUCUUGUCUUUUGCACUACGGUAGUACAACAUUGUCCCGACAACCUGAAACGUUGCAAACUGAAAGCUUUUACUCUCCUGUUAAAGAUUGUAAGCAUCUUAUACUGAAGCAGGGAAGACAAGGCGACCCAGUACACCAGCAAGUUUAUUUGUUCUCCUCUUCCCAGUCCAGACUGUACGUGUGAUUGUAACUGGGAAGUAUCUACAAGUGCCACAUAGCUGUGUGGGAUGAUAUUUCAUGCAGCCAAGUUAAAGUGGUUGUUUACAAGCUCAAGCAAAAAUUGAAUGUUUCUUUCUUAACCAGUUGCUGCUAUUCAUCUUCUAUGGCAUAGUGUUUUCCCCUUUGCUUUAUUCCUACAAAGUUCCAGAACGUAAGAGAGCUGAAAUUGAAAUCUUGUGUGUCAAAUUUGUGUCCCUUUUUUGAUAUUCAGUUUCUGUUUCCCCCUCCUUCUCACCCCACAUGAUUUGGUUGUAAUUUGUUAGCUGGUAUUUAUGUUUGGUAUUUGUGUACGUUUAUAGAUGAUGAUUCCAGAUUUUUUUCAAAUAAAUUUCAUGAGCAAA
Molecule: messenger RNA, 7175 nt
Organism: Amphiprion ocellaris (clown anemonefish)
Lineage: Eukaryota; Metazoa; Chordata; Actinopteri; Pomacentridae
Gene: cep170ba
Product: centrosomal protein 170Ba
Exons: 19
Coding region: 244-5220 (1658 amino acids)
Molecular function (GO): protein binding
Source: RefSeq, a predicted model, not a curated record